This is a messenger RNA of Eurypyga helias (sunbittern), 2744 nucleotides long. RefSeq names its product ras GTPase-activating protein 3-like. The transcript has 9 exons. Lineage: Eukaryota; Metazoa; Chordata; Aves; Eurypygiformes; Eurypygidae. The coding region runs from base 16 to 960 and encodes 314 amino acids. Gene Ontology annotation, biological process: intracellular signal transduction. The record is from RefSeq and is a predicted model, not a curated record.
UUCAAGGAAUCCUACAUGGCUUCUUUUUAUGACUAUUUUAAUGAGCAGAAAUAUGCAGAUGCAGUAAAAAAUUUUCUAGAUUUAAUUUCAUCUUCGGGAAGGAGAGAUCACAAGAGCAUAGAGCAACCCAUAUUGCUUAAAGAAGGGACUCUUAAACUAACAGUAAAGAAAGUUGAUGGUAAUAGUUCAUGCAGGUUCAUGAUCAAGAGAGCACAAGGAAGAAAACGAUUUGGUAUGAAAAACUUCAAGAAGAGAUGGUUUCGUCUGACAAACCAUGAGUUUACCUAUCAGAAAAGCAAAGGUGAUCACCCUCUGUGUAGCAUUCCAAUUGAAAACAUUCUGGCAGUGGAAAGACUGGAGGAGGAAUCCUUUAAAAUGAAAAAUAUGUUUCAGGUGAUCCAGCCUGAAAGAAGAGUCCUGUAUAUCCAAGCUAAUAAUUGUGUGGAAGCCAAGGAUUGGAUUGACAUCCUCACCAAAGUUAGCCAAUGCAACAAGAAGCGCCUCACGGUCUACCAUCCCUCUGCCUAUCUUAAUGGCCACUGGCUUUGCUGUAAAGCUACUGCAGAUAAUACUCCCGGCUGCACACCCUGCACAGGAGGCCUUCCAGCAAAUAUACAACUGGAUAUAGAUGGAGAUAGAGAAACUGAGCGCAUCUACUCUCUUUUCAACUUGUAUAUGCAGAAAUUGGAGAAGAUGCAAGAGGCCUGUGGCAGCAAAUCUGUGUAUGACGGACCUGAGGAGGAAGAAUAUUCUACAUUCAUCAUUGAUGACCCUAAGGAGACAUAUAAAACACUAAAGCUGAUUAUUGAAGGUGUUGGAACGUUAGAGCAGGAGCAUGCUCAAUAUAAGAGGGAUAAGUUUAAGAAGACAAAAUAUGGAAGCCAAGAACAUCCCAUUGGUGACAAGAGCUUCCAGACCUACAUCAGGCAGCAGUCAGAGAUCUCGGCACAUUCCAUUUGAAGUGCAAAGGAAAACGCAGGACAGUGCUGAAGGGUCGAUCGGUGAAGCUAAACAGCAAAACAAAAGGGAAGCCACACAUGUAGCAAAAUGUAUGGAUAAGUGUCAAGCUUACAAACUUUGAGACUUGCUAAAUGUAUUCUCUUUUCAAGAAACUGUUGUAAUAGUUGCUAUGCACUUUAUUCAUCUGGUUAUUGACAGAUGAUAAAACUCUGCCUUCUAGGCAGUUGUUGUCAUGUGUAUUUUUAAAUGGCUUUGGUUUCUUGGAAUCUAGUGAUCAGUUCAAUGAUCAAGGUGUGUGGACUUCAUCUUGACAACUCCAAUGCAAUUCCUUAUGUUUCGGAAACCAAGCGUGCUGCUAAUAUGCAGCAUUUUCUAGAAUGGUUGUUUGUUACUGGUUUUUGUUCCUGAUUAAUGUAUAUUAUGUCACAUCCCUGCGUGCUCUCUUAGGAAAAGCUUAGUAACACUUUACUCCUAAUGCCUGCAUUUAGAAAAGAAGCAGAGAAAAAACGCUGUGGUGUAAUCUCUUGCGUUGUAGCUUGUAUUCUGAGCAGGCCAAGGAGCAGGCCUUUUCUUUCUACAGCAGCAUAAUUUUUGCUAAAUGUGCACAGUUUUUUAAUAGAAAUUCAGAUCUGAAUGGUACUCUUGAUAUUUUUGAGAUACAAAGUCAUUUCUCCAGACACAUUCAGCAGACUUUAGUUUUGAAGAUGCAAUCUCAGCGGAAUAAUAAAACUGACUCUCAUAAAUAUGAGUAAGAAAGACAUGAACUUCUGUCAAAGCUCCACGUCUCUUUUGUGCGGUGCAGUGAACGGUGAUCCUUGAAAGUCUGCCAGCUGAAAGGCAAGGUAAGCGGAUUUUGAUGACCUUUUACCACCACAGCGAGAAGGACGAAUCUAAUAUGAGUCUGGCAGCUGAGAGACGCUGACUCUCAGGCACAAAAGCCGUCAGGAUGGGUUUUCUCUGGAAGGGGGUUUAAGCACUGGAGUCCAUGCUGUCCUACCUAGUACCACUUGCUUUUCUGGAAAACAUUUGUACUUUUCCAAAAGUGUUUUUAAAUACUUUUUUUUAAAGAGACUUGUUAAAGGAUAUUUAGUAUAUUAACAUGCAUAGUGGUAACUUGUUAAUGUUCUGAGUGUAGUGAAAAUGGAAUGAGCUGUGUAUCUCGCUAGCACCAACAGAAGUCUUUAAGGAGGGGAGUAAAGAUCUGCUAGAAUUAAGAUAUGUAUUUACGUAUGCUGUUUAGUUGUACACCGUAACUUUCCUCUGUAGAAGGGUCUGAUUUACAAACUAGCUUUGGUGGCACGGAAGCCUGCAUGAUGGACUUUAAGCUUCUGUGGGGUAGGAGCUAGUGUUGGUUUUAACCUGAAUUGGAACAGAAGGCAUUGAACUCUCAGUUUAAUGUGAAGAUAUCUGUGUUUUGCUUAAAGUGUUACAGAGUAACUCUUAACUGUGUCCUCUUUGCAUCUGACAUGAUUUAAGGUGGCAGAAAUACUCUGAAUGCCUCUGUUUGUUAGUGAUGCUGUUAGGAAUGAGGUUUUCUUUUUGAGUAUAUAGUAGACCACCUCCUAGUAGAUGAUAAAUGGUCUUUUGUUCAUCUUCACCCAGCAGACCAGGGAAAGGGAAGUAAUGAAGCAUUCAUUGCAGAGAUGCAUUUUGGACUCGAAGCUUUUAGCUGCCAUGAACUGCAAUUUUUAACAUGUAUUUGUAACUUAAUAUUGUUUAUAAAAUACUAAUGACCUGUAAUGUGUUUUACCUGCCAAUUAAAAGAAAUGUUUUAUUUCUGAAAA